Messenger RNA from Morone saxatilis (striped sea-bass), 8364 nucleotides. RefSeq names its product acetyl-CoA carboxylase alpha (gene acaca). NCBI's taxonomy places the organism in Eukaryota, Metazoa, Chordata, Actinopteri, Moronidae. The record is from RefSeq and is a predicted model, not a curated record. Gene Ontology annotation, biological process: fatty acid biosynthetic process. Gene Ontology annotation, molecular function: ATP binding; metal ion binding; acetyl-CoA carboxylase activity.
AAGCUAAAUGCAGUUCUCGGCAUCACUGUGAUGUUCCCCUGGCUCACGUUUGCAGUGUGUGUUUCAGCAGUGCUCGGCUUGUUUUUCUGGUCCCGCAAGCAGCUAUCGUUAGUAUUCGCAGCCUGUUCGUGUCGCCCAGCCAUGGCACAGCAGGACGGUGCUGCUAAGAAGAACCCCGCCGUUGCGGUGUUGCACUCUCACUUUCUUGUGGGAUCAGUAUCGGAGGAGAACUCAGAGGAUGAAAUCCAGGGAAAGCCUGACAUCCAGCUGGAGGAAAAGGAGCCCAGAUCCUUGUCACCAUCAUCCGGUAGCUCAGACAGCACCUAUGAAAUGGGAUUUGACCAUAUUGAUGGCCCCAUGCACAAUCUAAGGCCAAGCAUGUCAGGGCUGCACCUGGUGAAGCAAGGCAGAGAUCGACGGCGUAUCGAUCUCCAGAGGGACUUUACUGUGGCUUCUCCUGCUGAAUUUGUCACCCGCUUUGGUGGCAACAAGGUUAUCGAGAAGGUGCUUAUUGCUAACAAUGGCAUUGCUGCAGUCAAAUGCAUGCGCUCCAUCCGCCGGUGGGCCUAUGAGAUGUUUCGCAAUGAGAGGGCAAUCCGCUUUGUUGUAAUGGUAACCCCAGAGGACCUCAAGGCCAAUGCAGAGUACAUCAAAAUGGCAGAUCAUUAUGUACCUGUGCCAGGAGGGACUAACAACAACAACUAUGCCAAUGUGGAGCUCAUUCUGGACAUUGCUAAACGCAUACCUGUUCAGGCAGUGUGGGCUGGCUGGGGUCAUGCCUCGGAGAACCCCAAACUUCCAGAGCUGCUUCACAAGAAUGGCAUUGCUUUCAUGGGUCCCCCAAGUCAGGCUAUGUGGGCACUAGGAGACAAGAUUGCUUCAUCUGUUGUGGCUCAGACUGCUGGCAUUCCAACCCUGCCCUGGAGUGGCUCAGGCCUAACAGUAGAAUGGACAGAGAGCAACCAAAAGAAGAGAAUCAUCAACGUUCCUACUGAUGUGUAUGAGCUUGGCUGCAUCCAGGAUGUAGAGGAUGGCCUUAAAGCUGCAGAGAAGGUCGGCUACCCUGUGAUGGUGAAGGCCUCAGAGGGAGGUGGAGGAAAAGGCAUUCGUAAAGUCAACUGUGCUGAUGAUUUCCCUAACCUCUUCAGACAGGUCCAGGCAGAAGUUCCAGGAUCACCUAUUUUUGUCAUGCAGUUAGCCAAACAUGCCCGGCAUCUAGAGGUCCAGAUCUUGGCUGAUCAAUAUGGCAAUGCCAUUUCCCUGUUUGGGAGAGACUGUUCUGUGCAGCGGCGGCACCAGAAAAUUAUCGAGGAGGCUCCGGCUACCAUCGCCACUUCUGAUGUGUUUGAGGAUAUGGAAAGGUGUGCAGUGAAGCUGGCCAAGAUGGUGGGUUACGUCAGUGCAGGUACAGUGGAGUACCUCUACAGUCAGGAUGGCAGCUUCUACUUCCUGGAGCUCAACCCUCGUCUGCAGGUGGAACACCCCUGUACCGAGAUGGUGGCUGAUGUCAACUUGCCUGCUGCCCAACUCCAGAUUGCUAUGGGUAUUCCUCUUCAGAGGAUCAAAGACAUCAGGAUGCUUUAUGGGGUCCAGCCAUGGGGAGACUCUCCCAUUGACUUUGAGGGUCUGUCAACAGCGCCCUCCCCACGAGGCCAUGUCAUUGCAGCACGUAUCACCAGUGAAAAUCCUGAUGAGGGUUUCAAGCCAAGCUCUGGAACGGUGCAAGAGCUGAAUUUCCGCAGCAAUAAGAACGUGUGGGGCUACUUCAGUGUCGCAGCGGCUGGAGGGCUGCAUGAGUUCGCUGACUCCCAGUUUGGACACUGUUUCUCUUGGGGAGAGAAUCGGGAAGAGGCCAUCUCCAACAUGGUGGUGGCUCUGAAGGAGUUGUCUAUCAGAGGAGACUUCAGGACCACAGUGGAAUACCUCAUUAAACUGCUGGAGACUGAAAGCUUUCAGCACAACAGCAUUGACACAGGCUGGCUGGACAGGCUUAUCUCAGAGAAGAUGCAGGCAGAGCGUCCCGACACCAUGCUGGGAAUUGUGAGCGGGGCUCUUCAUGUUGCAGAUGUCAAUCUGAGGAACAGUGUGUCCAACUUUCUGCAUUCUCUGGAAAGGGGCCAAGUGCUGCCAGCACACACACUACUUAAUACUGUGGAUGUCGAGCUGAUCUACGAAGGUAAUAAGUACGUCCUGACUGUGACACGCCAGUCUCCCAACUCCUACGUGGUCAUCAUGAACAACUCCUCUGCUGAGGUGGACGUCCAUCGGCUCAGUGAUGGAGGUCUCCUGCUGUCUUAUGAUGGAAGCAGCUACACUACAUACAUGAAGGAAGAGGUGGACAGGUAUCGCAUCACAAUUGGGAACAAGACUUGUGUUUUCGAAAGGGAGAAUGAUCCUUCGCUGCUGCGCUCUCCUUCAGCAGGAAAACUUAUCCAGUACACAGUUGAGGAUGGCGGGCAUGUGUUUUCUGGCCAGUGCUAUGCUGAAAUAGAGGUGAUGAAAAUGGUAAUGACCCUUACGGCUGCAGAGUCUGGUUGCAUUCACUACGUGAAGAGGGCUGGAGCAGCACUGGAGCCUGGCUGUGUCAUUGCCAAGCUGCAACUGGAUGACCCAAGCAGAGUGCAGCAGGCAGAGCUUCACACAGGGGCCCUGCCAUCUAUCCAGGCAGUGGCUCUGAGAGGCGAGAAGCUACACAGAGUCUUCCACAACACACUGGAUCAUCUUGUUCACAUAAUGAAUGGCUACUGUCUUCCUGAGCCUUUCUUCAGUGCUAAAUUGAAAGAGUGGGUGGAACGGUUGAUGAAAACAAUGCGUGAUCCCUCUUUGCCACUGUUGGAGCUUCAAGACAUCAUGACGAGUGUGUCAGGUCGCAUCCCCCCCGCUGUGGAGAAAGCUAUCAAGAAGGAGAUGGCUCAGUAUGCUAGCAACAUCACCUCUGUGCUCUGCCAGUUUCCCAGCCAGCAGAUUGCAAACAUCCUGGACAGCCACGCUGCUACUCUUAAUAAGAAGUCUGAGAGAGAAGUCUUCUUUAUGAACACGCAAAGCAUUGUUCAGCUGGUACAGAAGUAUCGCAGUGGCAUCCGAGGUCACAUGAAGGCGGUGGUGAUGGACUUGCUCAGACAGUACCUGAAAGUAGAGAUCCAGUUUCAGAAUGGACACUAUGACAAGUGUGUGUUUGCCCUGCGUGAGGAAAACAAAGGCGAUAUGGCAAAUGUGCUCAACUAUAUCUUCUCCCAUGCUCAAGUCACCAAGAAGAACCUGCUGGUUACAAUGUUGAUUGACCAGCUGUGUGGCCGUGAUCCCACACUAACAGAUGAACUGAUGGCCAUCUUGACUGAACUCACCCAGCUCAGCAAGACAACCAAUGCCAAGGUGGCACUGCGUGCUCGGCAGGUCUUAAUAGCUUCCCACCUCCCCUCUUAUGAGCUACGACACAACCAGGUGGAGUCCAUCUUCCUCUCUGCCAUUGAUAUGUAUGGACACCAAUUCUGCAUUGAGAACCUUCAGAAACUGAUCCUUUCAGAAACAUCAAUUUUUGAUGUUCUGCCCAACUUCUUCUACCACAGUAAUCAGGUUGUCAGGAUGGCUGCCCUUGAGGUGUACGUUCGCAGAGCAUACAUUGCGUAUGAGCUGAACAGCGUUCAGCAUCGACAGCUGAGGGACAACACAUGUAUAGUAGAGUUCCAGUUCAUGCUUCCCACCUCGCACCCAAACAGAGGGAACAUCCCCACUCUAAACAGGAAAAUGUCUGCUCCAAUCCUGGACAUUGUAAAAGCCAUGGACACUAAAUUACAGGAAACUAAACCCCAGGACCUUAAAGAACAAGAUAGUAAAUCUAAGGAUGAUAAUGCUGAGAAGAUAAAUGGCUCUGAUUCGGAAGCUAUGGACAGGAUGUCAUUCUCAUCCAAUCUGAACCACUACGGCAUGGUGCAUGUAGCCAGUGUCAGUGACGUCCUGCUUGACACAUCUUUUACACCACCUUGUCAGCGCAUGGGAGCCAUGGUCGCUUUCCGCUCCUUCCAGGAGUUCACCAGGAACAUAGCAGACGUGUUGAGCUGUUUCUCCGACUCCCCUCCCCCAAGUCCAACCUUCCCAGAGGGAGGUAAUCCUGUCCUGUAUGGUGAAGAGGACAACAAGAGUGUCCAGGAUGAGCCUAUCCAUAUCCUGAAUGUGGCUAUAAAGACUGACAGCGACAUUGAUGACGAUGGCCUGGCAGCCAGCUUCCGAGAGUUCACUCAGUCAAAGAAAUCACUGCUGUUUGAACAUGGCAUCCGUAGGCUGACUUUCCUUGUGGCUCAGAAGGAUUUCAGGAAGCAAGUCAACUGUGAGGUGGACCAAAGGUUUCAUAGAGAAUUCCCCAAAUUUUUCACAUUCCGCGCCAGAGACAAGUUUGAGGAGGACAGGAUCUAUCGUCAUUUGGAGCCGGCACUAGCUUUCCAGUUGGAGCUCAACCGCAUGCGCAAUUUUGCCUUAACGGCAAUCCCAUGUGCCAACCACAAAAUGCACCUGUACCUGGGUGCAGCGCGCGUGGAGGUGGGCACAGAGGUUACGGACUACCGUUUCUUUGUGCGAGCCAUUAUCCGCCACUCUGAUCUGGUCACAAAGGAGGCCUCCUUUGAAUACCUUCACAAUGAGGCAGAGCGUCUGCUGCUGGAAGCCAUGGAUGAGCUGGAGGUGGCUUUCAACAACACAACUGUACGCACUGACUGCAACCAUAUCUUCCUCAAUUUUGUCCCCACAGUCAUCAUGGACCCAUCAAAGAUCGAGGAGUCUGUGCGCUCCAUGGUGAUGCGUUACGGCAGCCGUCUGUGGAAGCUGCGUGUCCUGCAGGCUGAACUGAAAAUUAACAUCCGCCUGACUCCAACAGGAAAGCAAAUCCCCAUCCGCCUCUUCCUCACCAAUGAAUCAGGCUACUACCUGGACAUCAGCCUGUACAAGGAGGUCACUGAUUCUAGAACGGGACAGGUGGGGCCCAAAGACCGACAGGGUUUCAAGUAUCUCUACCUCACACCUCAGGAUUACAAGAAGGUUUCAGCCCUGAACUCUGUGCAUUGCGAACAUGUGGAGGAUGAGGGAGAAUCCAGGUACAAGAUCACUGAUAUCAUAGGAAAAGAUGAAGGGCUGGGUGUGGAGAAUCUGAAAGGGUCUGGAAUGAUAGCUGGAGAAUCCUCUCUGGCGUAUGAGGAGAUCAUCACCAUGAACCUGGUCACAUGCAGAGCCAUAGGGAUCGGGGCCUAUCUGGUGAGGCUAGGACAGAGAACCAUUCAAGUGGACAACUCUCACAUUAUCCUUACUGGAGCUGGGGCACUCAACAAGGUGCUGGGCAGAGAAGUGUACACAUCGAACAACCAGCUGGGUGGAAUCCAAAUCAUGCACAACAAUGGUGUGACCCACUGCACUGUUUGUGAUGACUUUGAGGGAGUCUUCCUGCUUCUGCAGUGGCUUUCCUACAUGCCCAUGUGUAAAUCUAGUCCAGUGCCCAUCCUCAGUGCCAAGGAUCCAGUAGAUCGGCCUGUGGAGUUUGUGCCUACAAAGGCACCCUAUGACCCUCGUUGGAUGUUAGCAGGACGUCCCAGCCAGACUCCAAAAGGUUCCUGGCAGAAUGGCUUCUUUGACCAUGGCUCCUUCAUGGAGAUCAUGCAGCCUUGGGCUCAGAGUGUGGUGGUCGGCAGGGCCAGACUUGGGGGGAUACCUACUGGGGUGGUUGCUGUGGAAACCAGGUCAGUGGAGCUGUCAAUCCCAGCCGAUCCAGCCAAUUUGGACUCGGAGGCGAAGAUCAUCCAGCAGGCAGGACAGGUGUGGUUCCCAGAUUCUGCAUUUAAAACAGCCCAGGCCAUUAAGGACCUGAACAGAGAGGGCCUACCUCUCAUAGUGUUUGCCAACUGGAGGGGCUUUUCUGGAGGAAUGAAAGAUAUGUACGACCAGGUGUUGAAAUUUGGGGCCUACAUCGUGGACGGGCUUAGGGAGUACAAGCAACCGGUACUGGUUUAUAUCCCACCCCAGGCUGAGCUAAGGGGAGGAUCCUGGGUGGUUAUAGAUCCCACCAUCAACCCUCGUCACAUGGAGAUGUACGCUGACAAGGACAGUCGAGGUGGAGUGUUGGAACCUGAGGGAACAGUGGAGAUCAAGUUUAGGAAGAAGGACCUGGUUAAGACCAUGAGACGAGUAGAUCCGGUCUACAUGGGCUUGGCUGAAAGACUGGGAACCCCAGAGCUGAGUCCCCCUGACCGUAAAGAGCUGGAGACCAAGCUGAAGGAGCGUGAGGAGUUUCUCCUGCCCAUCUACCACCAGGUGGCUGUGCAGUUUGCAGACCUCCACGACACCCCAGGUCGCAUGCAAGAGAAGGGCGUAAUAACGGAUAUCCUUGAAUGGCAAACAUCCCGUCAGUUCUUUUACUGGCGUCUGCGGCGUCUGCUGUUGGAGGAUACGGUGCAGAGGAAGAUCCAAGCGGCCAACAGCGAGCUAACGGAUGGCCAGGUCCAGGCAAUGCUGCGCCGCUGGUUUGUGGAGGCCGAGGGGGCUGUCAAGGCCUACCUGUGGGAUAACAAUGAGGAGGUGGUGGCAUGGCUGGAGAGGCAACUAGCUGAAGAAGAGGGCGCGAGGUCCGUCGUCGACGAGAACAUCAAAUACAUCCGGCGAGAUCACAUCCUCAAGCAGAUACGCAGCCUCGUUCAAGCCAAUCCAGAGGUUGCCAUGGAUUCAAUUGUGCACAUGACCCAGCACAUCUCGCCCACACAGAGAACCGAGGUGGUGCGCAUCCUGUCCACUAUGGAGACGUCGGCCUCCUCCUAGUUGGGAGCCCGGCCUCUCCUCUCCGCCUGGCUGAAGAACAGCUCAGGCCACAACCACAGCCAAAAGGAGCCUGGCUCAGCCACUGCUCCUGGCUUAGGCCCGGGCUGGAAACUGAGGCCAGAGGAGCCAACGUGAUGGGCCCUUGGCAGCUGCCGGGUUACUGAUGAUUUGUUGGCUAUGAUUCUUACUAAGAGUUCAGAUGACUGACAUCAAUUAUAACAUUUGUAAAUUGUCUUACAUGUAUGCUUGUGUUCAGAUAAAUCAGUGUAUGUUGUAUUCAAGUGCAAUUGAAAAAUGGCUUAAACAAUAUCUAGUGACUAAUAUGUAAUAAUAUAUUUGGAGUUUACACAGUUGGCCCAAAUGGAUGUUUAUGCUUCCAUGAUAAUCAGUCAUUUUAAUGUUGUUGUCAUAUUAAAAUGCCCCUUGGUUUGUGACAUAUGCUUGUUAAUAUUUGCAAGUGUUUUGAUGACCAACUCCACAAUGACAACACAUUGCUGGGGGCGUCAGCCAGAAAAACGGGUUUUGAACUCCUAAGUAGGAAACACUUAGUUACUGAACAAAGACGGGGAACUGUAUAACAGAUUUGGACGGGAGAGCCCAGCAGGGAGCAGGGACAUGGUCCAUUUUAGACCCCGACUGUUUCACAGUUACCCUGCAGUGAGCAAUGGGCAACUCGCCUCACAACAAAACCACAGCUGUCCCUUCUGUUGUCGCUCACACAGUACACACACAUACACAUGCUGCUUCAGAUGCACUUUACUGCUCACUGUGCCCUCACAGAAUCACCUGCUGCACAGGUUUUAACUGUUGCAUCGAGCAUACACACAUACAGACGGACACGCACAAAGUGAUACGAACAGUACCACGCACAGUGAUAAUGAUGGUUAGAAUGAGAAUUGUUCACACACACACAUAGUGGGUAAUAGUGUGCUUGUUUAGUAAAAAUGGGCUUUUCUUUUUUUGUGUUUGCUUCUACAACCAAUCUUUUAAACUUGAGGGGUUUUUUUUAAAUUUCUUUUUUAACUGAGGAAAUAUUUUUGAAUUUACAAGAGUUCAAUGGCUAAAUCAUUAAAUGUCUGUGAAAGAACAACUACGGUUCACUGGAAUUACAUGUUACGUGUCUAAUUUUACCUCUAAUCCACAUUAACUGUUCUAUUUAACGUUUGUACUGUAUGUAUAUGAAAGGUUACUUAUUUUUAAUAUUCAUUUUUGAAAACGCUGUUUGAAUUGCAUAUUACUUGUACACUUGAGUUUGUUACCAAUAGACAGGCAAAAUGUGGCAACUAUAUCACACAAGGAUUUUUCUUUAAAGGGUACAUAGACGUAGAAGAACAGCACCGUAAUAUGUUAAAUUCAGUCUUAUAGCAGCUCAUUGUGUCAUGCUCUGCAGAAAAAGCAAUGUUACUUAUGUGAUAUGGCUUCAUGGUCUGUGCUGUGCCUUCUUUGUUUCAGUAUCAACGUUUAGUCCAGCUGCUUUAUAAGUAACUGGUUGUUUACCUACACAAGGAUGGAUAUGAAUUUACAGUGAUGAUCUAAAUGUGUCUGCAGAUUUAAUAAAGCUUACCCAACUUA